CGAAAUAAUAUAUUACACUUUCAUACAUAUACCUAUGUACCCAUUAAUUUUCUUUCACUUUUAAAUUUAAUUGAUCAAAUUCGUAUGGAAGUUCGUGCGUGUUCGUGUAUAAUUAUUGUCGUUUACGCUUCAUAGUUAUAGUUAUAAUGGACUUGUCCGGGUUUUGUAGGUACUGUCUGACGGAAGACGAUGCAAAAACGCCCAUAGUCGAAGAUCCUGAUGGUCUGGCUGAGAAAAUAAAUAUGUGUUUACCGAAUAAAUUUUCAGAAGAAGAUCCGUUCCCAAAAAUGAUAUGUAAUGGUUGUCAUAGAAAACUUUUGGAAACUUAUAAUUUUUUUAUGUGCAUUCAAGAGACUGAGAAUCAUUUUCGCGGCAUCUUAGAUCAAAUGAAUCAGCCACCAAGUGAUUGUGAUGUAGAGGCACCCACAGUUAGAAGACCGAGCAAAAGAAAGUCUGGACCUUGUAAACGUUUGCCUGUUAAAUCUCCUAAAAAAACUGCUCAUGCUGAUGUUGCAGAAAAAAAUGAAGAUUCGAGUAAAACUGAGGACGAUCCCUCUGAAAGUUUGACAGAAAAACAAGAUAAACCCCUGCAUGUAUGUGAAAUCUGUGAUCGUACAUUUCAAAAUCUUUUGGCAUUUAAUACUCAUGUGUUAAAUCAUAAUAAUGAACCUCCUACUAUUUCAUGUGAGUCGUGUGGUUAUACAACACAGCAUCGAUCUUCUAUGUACCGUCAUCAAAAACGUCAUUUAAAGCAGUCUAAGUAUACAUGUUCAGAAUGCAAUAAGAAUUUUAUUACAGAAAGUUCAUUAAAUGAACAUAAAAAUAAGCAUACUGGUGAUAAGCCAUUUAAGUGUGAGUCGUGUAAAAAAUCAUUUUCAUUAUCUCGAUACUUGGCAACGCACAUGCGCCUUAUACACGGAGACACGGUAUCAUAUGUGUGUACUCAAUGUGGGCGUAAAUUUGAUGAUCGUAGCUCACUUGCUUUACAUCGUCGAACACAUAAAAGAGCUAUGUCUUGUCUGUGUGACAUAUGCGGCAAAGAAUUGUCCAGCAGAGAACAUUUGAAGUUACACAAACGAUUACACACUGGGGAGAAACCAAAUGUAUGUAGUUUCUGUGGUAAAGGCUUUGCAAAACAAUGUACAUUAGUAUUGCAUCUCAGAACUCACACUGGUGAAAAGCCAUACCAAUGUGAUCAAUGUGGUAAGACAUUUUCACAGCGAUCUUCUUAUGUAAUUCAUUAUAGAAAACAUACUGGAGCAAGACCUUAUGUAUGUGCUUGUGGUAGUGGUUUUGUAUGCAGAGCAAUGUUAACUGCACAUGAGAAGACAUGUGCUUUUGUUUUUCCUAUCAACAUGUACCAAAGCAUGUAUUAACUUAACAUUAUUUUAAUAUUUUUUAUUCUUUAUAAAAUCUAUUAUUGUUUCUGUAAAUAUCAUUGUUAUGACAUGAUUAUAAUACAUUUUUUUUUAAAUGCCAUAUUAUUGAGUCCCUUACCAAGUGUUCACUUCUUUAUGAUGGAUUUUGUUUUAUUUAAUAUUUAAGAUGACAAAAUUAGUAGUUAACACUAAAUGAAAUAAUGACUCAUUCAUUUUUAUAUAAUUUAUCACUUUGAACUUGUAUAGUUAGUCAAAUAAAAUAUUUUCAUUUGUGUAGCACGUACAUGUGAGGACUUCCUAAAGUCUAAUUAGGUUGCCUGUUUGGCAGAAUUUUUAUUGGGCACUCUUAGGUUUCUGCCAUGCCCUACUUGGGAGGUAUGGGGUUUCUUCAAAAGAGCCUGAUCAGAGAGAAUUGCCACCUGUGGCUGGGUUUGAAUCUGAUAGUACACAUUUGAACUGACAUCUUAAUCUUAUUAGCUCUAGUGCUCCAGUAAAAUAUUUAAUACUUAUGUUAAUUUCAAAAAAAUUACACUGUUCAUUAUAUUUAUUAGGUUAAUGCCUGCUUUAGUAUGGGCUGCACAAUUUUCAAAGAAUAAUUUUAAAUAUUUAUUUUGAGGGAAUUGGAAGUAUUUAUUUAAUACUUAUAAUAUUAUUUAUUUUACAUAAUAUAAUUGUAAGUAAUAUUGAUAAUAUAAUAAUAUAAUUUGAUUGAUUUGAAAUGUAUACUCAUUUUUUUAAUAUAGUUACAGUGUUCCCAAGGUUGUGAAGAAAAAUAGAAUAUUGUUAUGGAAACUAAACAAUCUAUUCAAACACUAAAAUUAAAAUAAAUAAGACAAAAAUAUAAUUCUUUAAAAUUGUAUUUAAAAAUUUUUUGUGUAUUAAAAAGAAUAUUGAAUUGGAUUUUUUUGUUUUCAACCAGAAACAUAUUUUUUUCUAAACAGCCUUGGUUGUCAUCUACAAGAGUUUACAAAUUUAAGAGGUGGAACAAUAUGUUAAUGAUCCCACCGUUUUAAAUUAUUGAAUUCUUAUAGGAUAUUCUGUAAUUAAAUUUGUGUUAACUUUAAUAUGGGUAUUGUAUUACCAAACCUAAAAGUUAUGAACACGUUUUGUUUCAUUGUGCAAUACUUCAAUACCUAUGUUUAGAUAUUUUUGAGAAUAAAUUAUUGUAUGGUAUUAUUAUAA
Molecule: messenger RNA, 2561 nt
Organism: Rhopalosiphum maidis (corn leaf aphid)
Lineage: Eukaryota; Metazoa; Arthropoda; Insecta; Hemiptera; Aphididae
Product: zinc finger protein 664-like
Exons: 4
Coding region: 147-1376 (409 amino acids)
Biological process (GO): regulation of transcription by RNA polymerase II
Cellular component (GO): nucleus
Molecular function (GO): RNA polymerase II cis-regulatory region sequence-specific DNA binding; DNA-binding transcription factor activity; zinc ion binding
Source: RefSeq, a predicted model, not a curated record